This is a messenger RNA of Rhipicephalus microplus (southern cattle tick), 999 nucleotides long. Its product is annotated as mucin-1-like. NCBI's taxonomy places the organism in Eukaryota, Metazoa, Arthropoda, Arachnida, Ixodida, Ixodidae. The record is from RefSeq and is a predicted model, not a curated record.
AUGGAACGCGCGAGUGUUUCCGCAGGCGUUCUUACGCGGCCGCUGCCCGCGGUUCAUCAGCGCUGCCUGUCACCACCACCACGCCUAGCCAGUCAUCCGGCGCCCCCUCACCGAGGUUGGGCGAGACCUCCACGCGUCUUCAGGUCUUCACGCCUAAGAUCGCGCCCCGCACGACCGCAGGGGGACCCCUCUCUUUGCGUCGCGACGGGGAUUCAGACCCGCGCUCAGGCAGCAACGCGGCGUCUUUAUGUGUCAACGAGGAAGAGACGCACGGAGCAGUCUGUCUCCGUUGCUUCGGCGUCGGCGUCUUCUGGCACAGAAACAAGCGAUAUCGAGACGGGCCCCUUGACGCGAUCAUCGCCCCUUACGUCACCCGCAAGCCCAUCAGGUGCCGAUGAGUGCCCACGUCCGGCAACCUCAGGAGACGAGUCUCCUGCGCCUCCUGAGCAUGAGGAGACAAGUCACCCCGUCUCCAGUGCGCCUGCCAACGUGCCGGCCCCUGUCACGGCGCAGGAUCUGGGAGGGCCCCCGCAAGCCCCUGCCCGGGAUGACAAGCCCAUCGUGAGCCACGGGUACUACGCCGUGUCUGAAGACCACGACCGUGCUUCGUCAGACCCUUCCCCUGAGCGUGUUGUACCCCACAAGGGCCGGCGACUGGAACCGUCCGCGAUCCACCCGGCGUCUGGCCACGAGCGGAGAUCUCGCUUGCGCUCGCGUCAUCGCCGCGGAGACGGGGCUGGUCGCAAUUCGGGCGCGCGGGCCUCAAGUCACGACGCGGGCCGCGAGCCGAGGUGUCGCUCGCGUCGUCGUCAGGGAGACGAGCCGCCGUGCGACUCCCGUGAGGGUUCCCCCGCCCGCGAGGCGAGGCAGGAGCGAACGGGGCUCGAAGUCAACAGCAGCGACAGCGACGCCCCGCCGAGGGCGAAGACCCCGAGGUUGGGUAGGAAAGCGGUGACCAAGGGGGACACACCCGCGGAUGACAGUGAAAGAAUCGAGUAG